Messenger RNA from Ilex paraguariensis (yerba mate), 153 nucleotides. Lineage: Eukaryota; Viridiplantae; Streptophyta; Magnoliopsida; Aquifoliales; Aquifoliaceae. The record is from the annotation of a GenBank genome assembly.
AUGCACGAUGAAGGACGGAAUUCAGAGAGCUUGGGGAGGAGAGCAGAACAACCAGCAUUGAUGAACAAAGAAGGAAUGGUGGUGGUGGCUGCAGAGCCUCCAGUUCGAGCUGUUCGCAAGAGGCAUCACACACUUACCCACUCGGACAAUACU